Messenger RNA from Aspergillus terreus NIH2624, 4497 nucleotides. RefSeq names its product glycosyltransferase family 32 protein. The record is from RefSeq and is a predicted model, not a curated record. Bases 1 to 4497 code for a protein of 1498 amino acids. Gene Ontology annotation, molecular function: DNA-binding transcription factor activity, RNA polymerase II-specific. NCBI's taxonomy places the organism in Eukaryota, Fungi, Ascomycota, Eurotiomycetes, Eurotiales, Aspergillaceae. Gene Ontology annotation, biological process: regulation of transcription by RNA polymerase II. The transcript is spliced from 9 exons.
AUGGCCGUCCUCUUGGGAAGAUCGAGACAGCUCGCUGCUGUGGUAAUUCUCUUUGUUGUCGUCUUUGCUAUCUUGCAGUUCAGCUACACUGACGAUUUUGCCCUCGCCGGGCGCUUGUCGGAGUCUGUACGAAUAGUGGACGGAUGUUCCCCUGCUGCACUCGAAGCUAUCGAUAACCCUCGUCCUAUACUCGAUCCCUCAAUACCGAACAUUGUCCAUCAGCUAUGGAAAACAACCGACGUCCGAGAAUACUCCACCACAAUCACGGCGUCUCGCGAAGCAUGGAGGGACAUGCUCGAGCCCUCCAACUACACCGUCAAGCUAUGGACAGACGACGAUGUCCUCAACCUCAUCAAGUCUGAUUACACGUGGCUGCUGUCGACAUACGAAGGAUACCCCCACGACAUCCAGCGAGCCGACAUUGCGAGGCUGCUCAUCGUGCACGCCGAAGGAGGCAUCUACUCCGAUCUGGACGUAUACCCCAGCUCCGCGGAGCAUAUUCAAUGUCUCCAGAGGCUUGGUUUGGAAGCCAUAUUCUCCCCUACGGCGGGCACACUUGGCCUCAGUAACCAUUUCUUCAUGGCCAGGCCUGGCUCUCCAUUCCUGCAAUGGGUGCUCUACGAGGCCAAGCGGAGGAGCAGCAGGCUCGCAUCGCGGGGCAUAGUCCUGCCAUACCUUCAGGUUUUCUGGUCCACGGGGCCGAUCAUGGUGACGGCGGCGUUUAGACAAUACGCCUGGCUAUACGACACGCUCCGGCUCGAUAUAGGGCUGCUCGACGACGGGUUUGGGGGUUCGGUGGUGCGACAUGCCGCUGGGCGGUCCUGGCAAGGGGUGGACGGCCGGGCGCUAAAUUAUAUUGCGGAUCAUGCUGGGAUGGAGGCCAUAUUAACUGUCGCUGCAUGUUUUCUUGCAGUGGCGGGACUUGUCUAUGUGGUUAGGAGGUACAAUGGAGUGCGCACAGAAGAGUGCGAGCGCGCCACACAAAGUCGCGCCGAGGAUGCUUUACCUGCAAGGCUCGCAGAGUCAAGCCAGUGUGACGAGAUCAAACCAAUAUGCGGCGCCUGUGAGUUGAGAGGAGAGCCCUGCGACUGGCCUGCAGAAUCUGCCUCCCAGCGACACGACACGCCUGAUCAGCCGAGGGCUGGUGCAGAUGGCUCUCGCAAUGAGCCACGCAAUCAAACAACGCGCGACGCACCCGGUCAUAGUGCAGAAGAAUGGGCGCUCUCAGGGUCACCGCAUCCGCUGCAGUUCAAUAUGCGCCCCUCGGACGCCCUGCGCACGCUGGGCGGCGCGUCUCAGCACCUGAACAUGAUUGACCUGCAGAUGCUUUCUCACUUCAUGCUGCACACGGCCAAAAAUAUGUCGCUGAACCCGCGGCGCCGGCACAUCUGGGAAACAGUCAUCCCUGAGUUCGCCAUGAGAAACGAAGGACUGAUGCAUCUGCUCCUGGCGUUAGCCGGGCUGGAUCUUUUCUCGUCUGACAGGUCCGUGGCUGAUGGACACCAUCCGUCUCCUGCAGGGAGCUCGCCAGCGGUCGCAAAUCAUCACAUGGAUGCUGCUUAUCUCCCAGUCGUCAUCGAGCACCAUCAACGGGGUCUGAAGGCAUUCCGAGAAGAGCUCUCCAACCUGUCCAGCUCCACUAUCCAUCAUGCUUUUGCCGGGUCGAUGCUGAUCGUUGGAUUCGCUCUCGCAUCUCUACACAUCCGGAACUUGAGUGAUGGGCCCCUAUCUGAGUCUCACCCGCUCCAGCCUCGUCUGGACUGGAUAUUCAUGAUUCAGGGGCUGGGUACAGUUGUGAGGCAACACUGGCCGGAAUUGAGAGUUGGUCCUCUCAGGGACAUGACGUAUUUCAUCUAUAAUAACGACGACUGGCGCAUGUACCCCCGGGAGACGUUUGUCGGUGUCCCUCAUCGGCCCUGCUCGGCAAGGAUUGCAAAAUUCUACUGUGGCGCCUGCGACGCAUUGAUGCACCUCAGAACUGCACAUGAGGCCAUGCAAUCAGACCCCCGCCUGCUCGAGGAGCAGAGCGGAUCAUUCGAACAGCGCCUGCUGUCAAAACAAAAAGACGCGCUUGAUACUGUAGAGCAGACUUACAUGCGGGUCCUCUACGUCGUCCGCUUUUCUGGGGGCGCGAGCGCGUCGCCUCUUGAUGUCCAGGCUGACCUGGAAGAGGCAGCUAUCAUGGCUUGGCCAGAAUCCCUAGCAGGGGAGUUUCUAGCUACAUUGAAAGAACAGGGGGUGCUUUCGAAUCUGUCAUAUGUCAUUCUGGCGUAUUUUCACCUCAUUUUCUCUCUUCUUGAGCCAUUUUGGUAUAUCAAGGAUUGCAACAAGACGGAAAUGCUACUCUUCUGUACUUUCAGCAGCCUAGGCGGGGGCAUCGUCCCAUUUGUGUCCGCAGCAGCGAUCACUGUCAUAUUGAGGAGGCCAUUGUUGAAGCUGGAUAUAGGUGGACUGGCCACUGAGUACGGCCCAUCAUCUCCCACAUCUUUUCCAGAACUUAGGGAGGUUAGGUCCUACCACUUCUCUCCCUCCUCUCCCUCCUUCCCUAUUGAUUCUUCAGCCUUCCCCUACUCCAGCAUGUCGGUCUCCAGGCUGGAGGAUCUCCCAGCUGAUAUUCUGCGGCUGAUCCACGACUACCUUGAUGACGAACACCCGCCGAGUUUGCUAUCACUGGCCUUUGCUAGCAAGCGAUGCUACAUAUCCGCCGCCUAUCGGCUCAACCGCGAGCUCAGGAUCUCCUUUUCUGGAUCCCUGGAUCCCACUGACGAAGACGUUCGCAAGUGCACUCAAGGGCUCGAAGGUAGUACGUUUCUCCUGGGAUAUGUCCGCCGGCUGAUAAUAGUCGACGGAAAGUAUCAGCCAACUGAGGAGUGUGAAGCUCGAUUUAUCUAUCGCAACGAUCGGGUAUUCAAUUCGAUCUUUGGAAUCUGCACCGACGGCCUGACCACCCACGGCGCUGACCCGGAUGAAAUCUACAUGCCCCUCCGCAGUAUUGAUGCAAAUCCCGAUAACAAAAUGAACUUCCCCUGGAGACCUGUGGCUGAGCUACUCGAGAAACUGGGAAACCUGACGGAGCUCGUGUUUGACGGCCCUCAGCAAUUCCCCAACGAUCUCCUUGAAGCCCUUCACCGAUUCCAGCCGGCCUGUAAGCUCUACAUCAACCACUUCUGGCUCAAAGCCUUCCAUACAGGGCGAAUCAGUGGAUACGAACGCAAGUUGGUUACGUCCCCGUGCCUAUACGGCAUUCGGGUCCUGUACGAUGGCACCGACGGGCAGUAUGCAGUGUCGAAAUCCAGUGCAAGGUCGAUUGCGAAAAUAGUGGCCACUAUAUCCCCCAAUUUGAAAAAUGUCAUCAUGCGGGACGUCGGACAGGCUACCAAAUGGAACCUCCUCGGUGGGAUGCGGUCGAAAAAUGGAUACACUCGAGGCUCGCUGGAAUCCUUGACUCUUGGAAUGUGCCAUGGAACCUCCCACUGGGAACUUGACCCAAACCUGCUCAAACUUACCAAAAAUGUUAUCAAGAACUGGGCAGCUAUCACUGACUUCACCGUCCUCGAGACGCUCGAUCUUUUGGACCCUUUAGAUAUGCAGGCUAUCGCGCUUCUCGCGAGCUUGCGACCUUCUAGACGGUGGAUUACCAAGUCACAACGUUUUUUUACAACCCUACCCUCUCUCUCAACUUUACGUCUUUCUGACUGGUCUGCUGAUGCCUUCCCUCUCCGUCCCACGCUUGACCGCCACGCGCGGGGACUAUAUCGUUUGGUCAUCUUCCCCACGCCUGGGGCCUACCUUACGACCACAGACAUAGCCUAUCUCAGCGAGGGUUUUCUUUCCCUAGUAGAGUUGAGUGUUCCGACCCAGCGCACACGAGGAGAUGCAGCCGAGAUCUUUGGGUAUACGAUGCUCGGCGCUUUGCCCAACCUGCGAUAUCUCAACCUGGAGCUGUGUACGCUGCCCAGAAUCGUCCUCAGAGACGCAUGGUACGGUAGGCUUAACAUACGUGUGGAUCGAACUUGGAGUCAAUUCCGCCGUGAAUAUCACGACGAAGGCCACGAAAUCUACGGACUUAGAUUGCGCAAAGGCCACGUCAUGGAAAUUCUGACAAACUCUGCAGUUGACGAGGCCCUUGCCUGUGAUAUCUUCGAAGCCAUCCAGUUGGCAAAGCCACGUGAUGCUGUACCUCUGAAGAGGUUGCGGCUAGAGGUCAACAGGAGCAGCCUUGUGAAGGUUAAAGGGCCGGUUAUGCAAACGAUUCUCCGCACUCUCUCUCCGCGGUGGUCGAUUGAAUUCGUCUCGCCGGAGAAAGGGUGGGCUGUGAGGGGGGAAGAGGCCUGCAGUCAUGCCGAAAAGACCCACACGUUUUACGGUGUUUUCAACAGCCACAGAGUUGAUUUCUUCGUGAGCUACGAGCCUAUCUUGCGCCUUAUAUGGCCUGCGAUAGAGGAAUCUGCGGUAUGGUGGAAUGCGUGGGAGAGUAUUCCGCUGAGCCGUUUAUGA